Molecule: messenger RNA, 2147 nt
Organism: Patiria miniata (bat star)
Lineage: Eukaryota; Metazoa; Echinodermata; Asteroidea; Valvatida; Asterinidae
Exons: 2
Coding region: 223-1722 (499 amino acids)
Source: RefSeq, a predicted model, not a curated record
CCCCUUGCAAUGACGUCACAUAGCUACCACGUUUUGAUGUCGUCCGCCAUUUUGGGAGUCAAAUUACACACAGUUUUGUACACGCAUAUACGUGACGGCGCCGCCACAUGACGUCUUCCGCUCAAUUUCCCUUUGACCCGUCACCUUUGCCCUCCUUUUUUGGUUAAUUUAUCGAGAUCUCGGUACGGUACGUCGCCAGGCUCGGGUCAAGGUUUGUACAAAAUGGUACAUACUUGUGUUGUGGUGCGUUGUAAACACAGGAAAACAGCCGGGUCGGGCAUUUCUUUCUAUCGGUUUCCUACGGACGAAGAGCGUCGGCAAAAAUGGAUCAAUGCAAUAAAACGUGAACCGGGUUGGAUGCCGAAUGACGGGAGCCGUCUCUGUAGUGCACAUUUCAUUUCUGGAAAACAGAGCAGAAAUCCUCUGUCACCGGAUUAUGUUCCCUCAGUUUUUCCAGACACGACAUCUCCCGACAAGAAACGGAAGAGGACUGCUCUGGAACGGUUUGAAAAGCGUGAGGCACUAAAACUUCGCAGGAGAGAGAAUGCCGCUAAAGAAACAGCUGCACAGGCUCUAAUGACUUUGCAAACUGAAGCCUUAGAAAAGGUUCAAAUGGAACAAGAUUUGCAAGAGGAAGCAGCAGAGACUUUACUGAGUCUGCAAGUGCAUCAGCCAUCUAUGUCAUGUCAAUCUGCACAGCAAGCUUCAACUUCAACUUCUUCCCCUUCAGAUACAGUAAGUGCAGCCUCCAUUGAGUUAGAGUGUAGGAGACUGUUGGAGGAAAAUCAUCAUCUCAAAGAAACUGUAGAACAUUUGUCACUGUCAGAAAACAGCUUCAAAGAUGAUGACAAGGUCAAAUUCUGCACAGGUCUUCCAUCAUUAACACUACUUCAAACUGUUCUUCAGGAGAUUUCACCAUUUCUGAACACUCAUCCUAAAGCAGUUCUUUCAAAGUUCCAGCAGCUAUUAAUGACACUUAUGUACCUUCGUCUUAACCUCUGUAAUCAAGAUUUAGCCUAUAGAUUUAAUGUGAACUGCUCAACUGUUUCAAGAACAGUUAAUAGUGUGAUUGAUGUGCUUUAUGCAAGGUUGGUUCCCAUGGCUGUGUUUUGGCCUGAAAGAGAAGAAUUAAGGAAAACCCUUCCAAUUGUGUUCAGAUCUGUAUAUCCAAAGUGUACAGUGAUCAUUGACUGCUUUGAAGUCACAAUGGAACGAUCAAGUGACCAAAGGGCCAAGUCGCAAACAUACUCCAGUUACAAGGCCAGGAAUACCUUGAAAUAUUUGAUUGGUGUUGCACCUCAAGGAGCAAUCAUUUUCAUUUCAAAGGGAUGGGGGGGGGGUCGAGCAAGUGACAAACACAUAACUGAAAAUUGUGGUAUCUUGUACAAAUUGCAACCAGGCGAUGAAGUGCUGGCAGACAGAGGUUUCAACAUUCAUGAUUCAGUAGGUGUAUAUGGUGCGACCCUAAAAAAACCUGCCUUUACUAAGGGCAAGAGCCAACUAAGUAAGGAAGAAGCCGAGACCACAAGAAAACUUGCUUCAGUACGAAUACAUGUUGAGAGAGUAAUAGGUUUGGUCAGGCAGAAGUACGAAGUAUUGAAUGGUCCUGUAGAGAUCUGUAAGCUAAUGAGGAAAGAUGAAAACAUGACAACAUUUGAUAAGGUUGUGCAUGUAGCCUGUGCCUUGACUAACCUAUGUACUUCCAUUGUGCCAUUUGAUUAAAUCAGGAUGUUGCCAAAUUGUUGAUCACACUUCUGCACAGGCUGGAUGUUGAAGAAAAUCGUCAACGUUCAUAACAGAAAUAAUUUGUUCACAACUAAAAAAAUGCUGUCCAAGAUUGGAAACACAACUUGUGUGCUUCAUAAUCAUUCAAAGUGCAUGUUCACAAUUGGAACUUGUACGUGCAUAAUUUUUAGGGGAAAUUACAAGCAUAAUUAGACGAAAUAAAAAAAAAACAUGUUAAGCGUCCCCGCCCGCUUCCUUUUUGGAGGCCGCCUCCUUUUUUUUUAAACGGAAAAAAAUGUUUUAUUGUCAACAGUGACAUUAUUUUGGCCUCUUUAUCCGUUGCAUGUAGCCCAUAUAAAGCUGUUACGUCAUUUCCUGAGUAAAAAAAACCCAAAAAACAACUGGCAGCCAUCUUGAAAAAU